Molecule: messenger RNA, 283 nt
Organism: Paramecium tetraurelia
Lineage: Eukaryota; Ciliophora; Oligohymenophorea; Peniculida; Parameciidae
Exons: 3
Biological process (GO): tRNA transcription by RNA polymerase III; transcription by RNA polymerase II; transcription by RNA polymerase I
Cellular component (GO): RNA polymerase I complex; RNA polymerase II, core complex; RNA polymerase III complex
Molecular function (GO): zinc ion binding; DNA binding; DNA-directed RNA polymerase activity
Source: RefSeq, a predicted model, not a curated record
AUGAUUAUUCCUAUUAGAUGUUUUACUUGUGGAAAGGUAGUGGGUCAUUUAUGGAGUGAUUAUGUGCAAUUGCUCUAGGAUGGUGUAACAACUGGAGAGGCUUUGGAUCGAUUGGGUUUAGAGAGAUAUUGCUGCAGGAGAAUGAUACUAACACAUGUAGAUCUAAUAGACAAAUUGCUAAAUUAUAAUAUUUACAAAACACUGUGAGGUUCUGAAUUUUAUAUAUAAAAUUUUAGUUCAUUAUUUAUAUAUAUAUAUUCCUUUAAUUAUUUAUCUAAUUUGA